This is a messenger RNA of Guillardia theta CCMP2712, 942 nucleotides long. RefSeq lists its product as hypothetical. The record is from RefSeq and is a predicted model, not a curated record. Bases 1 to 942 code for a protein of 313 amino acids. The transcript has 3 exons. Lineage: Eukaryota; Cryptophyceae; Pyrenomonadales; Geminigeraceae.
AUGGUCCCUGAGGAGGAGGAUGACAAACGUCCUUGUCCUCGCCAGGUUGGUCUUCCCGCCUGCAGGAGUUGCAGGGUCGUGGGAGUGACGGACGGGAUCGUCAGCUCGAGCUGCGUUGGGAACGAUCUUCUCGAAGACGAUCGGCGACAGGAGCAGGACAACAGCAGGAUCUCACUGGCUCUGUUGGCGGACUGGCAACUGCUUCUCCUCUCUCCCUUCCCCUCUGCGGCUCAAGAGAAGGUCACCGUCACCAUCACGUCCUGCGGUAGACCCGCACUGCUGGCCGAGACCAUCCGGUCCUUCCUCGCAGCCAACACUCAUCCCAUCGAGGAGGUCCUGGUGAUCGAGGACAGCGGGAACGCGACGCUCUGCCGUCAGCUCCAGGCGACUUACAUGUCCAACUUGGAGGCGGGGGAAGAGGAGCCGUCAGGGCCCCCAUUCCGCAUCCUAUGCAAUAAGGAACGGGUGGGGCAGGUCGUUUCGCUGGAUCGGGUGACUCAGCACGUGAGGACGGACUUUGUGUUCCACCUGGAGGACGACUGGACGUGCGAUGGGACCGGAAACUUCAUCCAGGACUCACUUGAAAUUCUCCGCGACAACCCAAACUGCUUCCAAGUUCACCUCCGUCACCGCAAGAGCAUGACCCACCCCGUUCACCCCCAGCUCUUCCUCACCAGCCGCUCGAGCAUCCCUUACAGGAGACUCGUAUACGGCUGGUACGCUGGAGACGGUCUCUACUGGCAUGGACUGAGCUUCGGCCCGGGCUUGCGGAGGAAGUCCCACAUGCUCCUUCUCUCUCCCUUCGAGUCCUUGGGCUCGGAACUGCAGGCACAAGCAGCGUUCUAUAGUCAUGGCCUCUGGGCAGCAGCGUUGGAGGAGGGAGUGAUGGAACAUACAGGAGACAGCGACUCGAAACGAGAAGAAUGGGAGAGGCGGGACUGA